CCUGGAGAGCAAUAGCCGGAAGCGUAGAGCAGAAGUGAGAGGUUCGUGUCUGCCCGUCGCGUCUUUCUCGCGCGAUACCUUCAGGAUGGAUAAACUACCUGUAGAAAUCGUACUGAACAUACUUUGUUCCAUCGAUGAUGUCGAUGCGCUGAAGGCAGCUACUCGAACAUGUCGAUAUCUGCACUCUACAUUCACUAGCUACAAAAAUACGAUCAUUGCUCAGGUGCUACUCCAUCACAUAAGCUGGGAUGUUUUCCCAGAAGCCAUUCUUGUCUACAAAUCGUCCCGUUUCCAGACUUUGGGCCCUGGUUUUAACUUACAACAACUUGAAGACUUCUCUAGCAAGUUUCUUAGCCGCCGAAUGACCUCCCCAAGCCAAAAUACAUUCCAGGAUCUAGAAGAAGCUCCACCCCUUAUACGUGUUCAUGAGAUAGUCAAGUUUCUAGCAGAAAAUAUCGCGGAUACAGCCUGGAAUACUCACUUGGACCACAACGAAGAUGAUCGCUGCAGACCGAAGCCAUCUUCUCGGGAUAUCUACAAGAUCCAACGCGCCUUAUACCGUUUUCAGCUGUUUUGGAACACGGUUGGGAAUUGGCCAGUUGAACUCACGUUGCCGGCAAUGUACGAUGUAUUUUUUCGCUUUUUCAGCAAUUGGGAGAAUGAGCAACUAGCAUGCGUUCGACACCAUCUUGCCGCAAUAAUCGAUAAUUCCCCUUGUUUUCAGGAUGCCGUUCUUAGUCACAAUGCCUGGUAUACGAGGCGGGAUGACAUGCCUGAAUCCCUUCUCUCUCGGGGCUUAGAAUACGUAUAUUGGAUAGCGACAUCCGAAUCCUCCGCGGAGGCCCACGAGCUCACGCUUGAUGCAUUGCGUUCUCCGUGGGGGGGUACAAUUUUAUCGGAUCAGAACAACAGACGUACUGUCCGCAAAAGCCUUAGCGUACGGUUUUUUCGUAGCAACGCUGGUCCGAUAUUGGGAAAGAGGUUCAAGGAGCUUAGUGAUGACGAAAUCAGUGGCCUUAUGGAGAAUCCGUAUUGUCAUGAGAACAACUGUAGCGACAUGAUAGCAAAGUUCGGACGGGCAUAUGAUCUGGCCUACGAACGGAUACCCAUCCGCCAACCUAACGGUCGCCUUCGUGAUACUAUUUUUUAUUUGAGCGAGGGCUAUGCGUUUUGGGACCGGUAAUACCAAUGGACUUCUAAAAGGCGGUUUAUAGGAAUAA
Molecule: messenger RNA, 1220 nt
Organism: Annulohypoxylon maeteangense
Lineage: Eukaryota; Fungi; Ascomycota; Sordariomycetes; Xylariales; Hypoxylaceae
Exons: 2
Coding region: 86-1183 (365 amino acids)
Source: RefSeq, a predicted model, not a curated record